Messenger RNA from Stylophora pistillata, 1427 nucleotides. Its product is annotated as dynein light chain Tctex-type 5-like. NCBI's taxonomy places the organism in Eukaryota, Metazoa, Cnidaria, Anthozoa, Scleractinia, Pocilloporidae. Gene Ontology annotation, biological process: microtubule-based movement. The record is from RefSeq and is a predicted model, not a curated record. Gene Ontology annotation, molecular function: dynein intermediate chain binding. Gene Ontology annotation, cellular component: cytoplasm; cytoplasmic dynein complex.
CUCGUUAUCUAUCUAUUCUUUUUAUAUUACGUAAAGCAAAUAGUUCUUCCCGUGAGCAUAGACAUUUCGCGCGCGAGAACAUAAACGAACAACUUGAAAAACUCUCAUAUCGUGAAAGCUUGUGUGGGAACGCGCAAAGUCUGUUACAAUGGGGGAUUUUGGUCCUGUGGAUGGACGCCAAGGUCGUAGUUACCUCAGCCAAGCCUUGUUGGAGGAAAGUGAAGUUCGAAGCCAGAUUUCUGUGGGUUCAAGCAAACAGCGUCGCAUUUCAGGAGAGAGUGCAAAAAGCGAUCGGAAAUUCUCCACACAAGAGGAAUCUUCGCGAUGGAUUUCAGUUCCCGGUCGACGAAUUUCUGCUGCGUCGUAUUUUAAUAGUUGGAAGAAACCAACAGAGGUGAGUGCUGUAAAAGAAGAGAGGAAGAGAUCCCUCGAGAAUACGUAUCGUCUUGAACCGAAGAUUCGACUCCCUGAAAGAAGCGUUCAUGCAAUUAUCGCAGAAGCUUUAGAUACCUUAGAGUCGCACACAUACAGCGCAACUCAUUCACCGUUUAUCGCCAAGUUACUGACCACUCGCAUAUUGGAAAGUGUGAAACAGUUGAACAUCGAACGUUACAAAUUUGUUUGUCUGGUUACCAUUGGAACCAAAGGAUCUCAGGAUUUAAGAAUAGCAAGUCGGUGCCUUUGGGACGAUCAGUUUGAUACAUUUGUUAGUGUUUGCUUUGAAAGACAAGGAUUUUUCGCGGUGGGAACAGUUUAUGGUGUUUAUUUUGAAUAGCCUUUAUUCCAGUUUUGGAGAAUUUUUUUCCUUGUUUAAAAACUGAUAAUAGUUGUGGCAACAAUUUCUGGCGUGAGAGAAAUUCAAUACUGCAGUUUGUGAUCUAUAUCCUCCAAUUUUGACAUUUUUUACUGUCUAGGACCGACUCCAUGCACCGUUUAAAUACGUUGGCGUCAUUUGAAUUCUUAUAGACAUCAGCCUUUUCCGCUAAAGCUGUUGAUCAUUCGCAAAGUUGUAGGUAAAAUUGCGCUCAUGAGAACUGAAGAGAAAUUACUUAUCUAAAGACAAAAUGGACUGUAAAAUUGCGUGAGAUAGCAGAACGGGCGAAAGGUUACCAAAACAUCAUGUGGUUAACUCUCAAGAUUCCAAAGAGUUUAUUAGGAUUAAUCCGGUAGGAAAUAGCGUGCUCUCGGAUGAGAUCAAUCAUCUCAGUUUUAGAAUUCUAACGCUCACUAAGCCGAUUCUUUUAACUGAUUAUCUUAAUAGUUUUUACUGAGAAUUUGGUGUUACAUCAGUGUAAUAGUUCGACAGUGUAUUCAAACUGUUAGGAUAACUUAUACACGCUGAUCGAUCGCGAUCCCUGGUGUUAGAGGUCACUUUAUUUUUGUCAACCGAUAAUUGGACUGGUUAUUAAAACUUACCUAGAGAAUUA